Osmia bicornis bicornis is the source of this 1830-nucleotide messenger RNA. RefSeq lists its product as uncharacterized. The transcript has a single exon. The record is from RefSeq and is a predicted model, not a curated record. The coding region runs from base 1 to 1830 and encodes 609 amino acids. Lineage: Eukaryota; Metazoa; Arthropoda; Insecta; Hymenoptera; Megachilidae. Gene Ontology annotation, molecular function: nucleic acid binding. Gene Ontology annotation, biological process: DNA integration.
AUGUCUGCCCCGAUCAUUGCGUGGACGGAUUCUAGUGUAACUUUACACUGGAUCCGCGGCCAUGCAUCUCAAUGGAAACCCUUCGUCGCCCAUCGAGUCUCCGAUAUCCAGGACGCGAUACCGGCGGACAACUGGCGGCACAUCCGUCCUUCAGACAAUCCAGCGGACUUGGCAACCCGAGGAAUGAGCCCAGCCGAGCUCAUCGACUCCGAUUUGUGGUGGCACGGGCCGAAAUGGCUGACUGACCAGCCUCAAUUCUGGCCGGCGACCUUUCCGGAGUCCAACGAGGGUAUAGAGGCAGAGAGAAGAGGAGCCAUGACACACGUCGUUGAAGGGAAACCUGAAGAAGACUUCCUGUCGCGCUUCUCCUCCCUCUCGCGCCUUUUAUCUGUUAUUGCUCAGUGUUUCAGGUUUGCCAGCCUAAGCCGAGGGCAGCCUUCCGAGAGGGGUUUUGUUAAAGCAGCGGAGCGCAAUCACGCCUUCCGAGCAGUUUUGAGAUUCUCCCAACACACCACUUUCCUGGAGGAGAUUGAACAACUGCAACGGCAUGGCGAGCUACGCAAAACUUCACCCCUUUCUUCGUGUCGACCUUUCUUGGACGACCAGGGCUUAUUGAGGCUAGGAGGGCGCUUAGAAAACGCGGCUCUGCCGUUCAAUGAAAAACACCCUUACCUUGUGGCGAAGAGAUGUCCGUUGGCCAAGCUUCUGGUACGAGACGCACAUCACCGCACGCUGCAUGGAGGUCCACAGCUCACCCGCAGUUAUUUAAUGCGGAGAGUCUGGAUCGUUCGAGGCCGCUCCUUGGUUCGAUCCGAAAUCGCAGCCUGCGUAACGUGCGCCCGGUUCAGCGGACGUAGAGCUGGACAACUGAUGGGACAGCUUCCACAGGAGCGCACUGCAGCACAAAGAGCCUUUCUAACAACCGGCGUAGAUUAUGCGGGCUCGAUUAAGCUACGUACCUCGCCGGGGCGUGGCCACAAAGCUUACAAGGGCUACAUUGCCCUCUUCGUGUGCCUAUCUACCAGGGCAAUACAUUUGGAAGCGGUGUCGGACCUAACCUCAGCUUCCUUUCUAGCAGCCUUCCGUCGAUUUGUGGGCAGGCGAGGACGUUGUGCCACCCUGUUUAGCGACAAUGGCACUGUAUUCCAGGGAGCUGACAGAGAGCUACGCACUAUGUUCCGCCAGUCUACUUCAUUCUACCAGGAGGCAGCCGCGUCACUGGCAUUAGAAGGCACCUGCUGGCAGUUUAUCCCCCCUUAUGCGCCGCAUUUUGGUGGCCUGUGGGAGGCAGGAGUAAAAUCCGUAAAGUACCAUUUACGAAGAGUGAUCGGUGAUUCCACACUUACCUUCGAGGAACUGACAACUCUCCUCUGUCAGAUAGAGGCGUGCCUCAACUCGAGGCCACUUUACGCAUUAUCUGAAGAUCCUUCUGAGCUGGCCGCCUUGACACCGGGUCACUUCUUGAUAGGGGAACCAACCACUGUCCCCCCAGAGCCAGAAGAACCCUGCACUGCACUUCACACACGCUGGCGGUUAAUCUCACAAAUGCGAGCACAAUUCUGGAAAAGAUGGAGACGCGAAUACUUACAGCAUCUCCAACAGUUUCCGAAAUGGCGUCGUUACCGGGAGAACUUAGAAAUCGGCAGCCUAGCGCUUAUACGGGACGACUUACAACCACCAGCAAAAUGGUCGAUGGGACGCGUCACAGAGCUACACCCUGGACCUGAUGGACGCGUUAGAGUGGUAACUCUACGCACCGAAAAGGGCACUAUUAAGAGGCCGAUCGUAAAGUUGUGCCCUCUACCAGUAUCGCCAACCGACGCCUCUUAG